Messenger RNA from Trichobilharzia szidati, 200 nucleotides. NCBI's taxonomy places the organism in Eukaryota, Metazoa, Platyhelminthes, Trematoda, Strigeidida, Schistosomatidae. The record is from the annotation of a GenBank genome assembly.
AUGUCAAUAUUUGGUUAGAAUAUUGCCACUUUGUCAUUUCUAAUUUUGACUUCACUUCUCUAAAUGGUAUACGUGAUGCAGAAGUUAUCUUUGAGUCAGCUUUGUCGCAUCAAGGACUUAAUACUGCUGCAGGUUCAAUGCUAUGGGAAAUUUAUCGUGAAUUCCUUACAGUUAUUUGGUCUCAAUUGUCAGAUAAACAG